This is a messenger RNA of Esox lucius (northern pike), 2022 nucleotides long. Its product is annotated as protein NLRC3-like. The transcript is spliced from 6 exons. The record is from RefSeq and is a predicted model, not a curated record. NCBI's taxonomy places the organism in Eukaryota, Metazoa, Chordata, Actinopteri, Esociformes, Esocidae. The coding region runs from base 385 to 1941 and encodes 518 amino acids.
AGUGUUCUCUACCUAAUUAAGCAAGCUAUCCUAUUUCCCGAGUAUCCUGUUUUGUUAUCUUCUGCUCACCGUGUUUUUUCCCCCGUUCGUUUCCAGCCCCUUGUUCCGGGACCCGUCCGGUACCUCCCUCCCAACCACCUUCCUGCCUUCCCGUUAUCGAACUUCGCCUGUAUUGACUCCCCGCUCUGUUGACUGAUUCCUGCCUGACCUUCUGACCAUUCUUGCCUCCCGGACUUGUACCACUGCUAUCCACUAUCAUCUCAGACUACUACAAUAACCAUCAUCAUUGUCCUUUUACCCCGGUGUCUGUAUCUGCUUCUGGAUCCUACCUCUGUCCUGAGUCCCGGGAAUCGUGACAAUGUGUCCACGAAGAGAAACAGGUCUAUGAAUCCUUCCAACUUCAGAGAAGGAGACUUUUCAACUGAACAAAGGAAAAUGCCAAUUCAGCGGAAGAGACCAGCCUCCCCUGUACCCAGCUGUGUGUCCAUGAAGGGGGUCAUGCCUGUGGGUCAGGAUACUGGGUUAGCGGAGGCAGCCCUUUCACCUGAAGAAGGAGACCAACAGGAGAGACCAGAGUCUGAGAUUCUCAGUGGUCAAUCUGUCCAGAGUCAUCAAACAGACCUGUCCUCCAAAUACAGUGAGAGCAGUGCCAAAGACAGGAAGAACAUGAACCAGAGGGAGUUUACUGACACACUGGAGAAAAGUCCAACUUGUCUGAUGCAAGAAAUGAAGACUAAACUGAAAAAGAAGUAUCAAAUGCUGUGUGAAGGAACUGGACAGCAUGUAAACCAAACUCUAUUAAAGGACAUCUACACAGAGCUCUAUAUCACAGAGGGUGGAAGUAAAGGAGUUAAUGAAGAACAUGAGGUCAGACAGAUCAAGAUGGCGUCCAAGAGACAAACCACACCAGAGACACCAAUCAAAUGCAAUGACAUCUUCAAGCCAAUGAAACAACAUCAGAAAAAAGGUGUGAGGAGAAACUUGACUAAAGGAAUCGCUGGCAUUGGAAAAACAGUCUCUGUGCACAAGGUCCUCCUUGACUGGGCAGAGGGAAAAGCGAAUAAGGAUGUUCAUUUAAUAUUUCCUCUUCCUUUCCGUGACCUGAACCUGAAAAAGGACCAAUAUAGUCUGAUGCAACUUCUUACCAACUACUUUCCAGAACUGAAAGAAAUUGAACGAAUUGAAGAUGGUUUAACCAAAACAGUUUUCAUUUUUGAUGGUCUGGAUGAGUGUCGACUUCCUCUAGACUUUAAAAACAAUAAGAAGUGCUGUGAUGUCACAGAACCAACCUCAGUGGACGUGUUGCUGACAAACCUUAUCGAGGGGAAUCUGCUUCCCUCUGCUCUCCUCUGGAUAACCACACGACCUGCAGCAGCCAAUCGGAUCCCUCCUGAGUGUGUUGACCAAGUCACAGAGAUACGAGGGUUCAAUGAGCCACAGAAAGAGGAGUACUUCAGGAAGAAAAUCACAGACCAGAAUCUGGCCAAUGAAAUCAUCAAGCACAUAAAAACAUCAAGGAGCCUCCACAUCAUGUGUCACAUACCAGUCUUCUGUUGGAUAUCAGCUAAUGUCCUUGAGACGAUGCUGAAAGAAGCAGAGAAAGAUGAAAUCCCCAAAACUCUGACCCAGAUAUACGAACACUUCCUGCUCAUCCAAACCAGUAUGAAAAACAAAAAGUACAACAAAUCCACAGAAACAAAUCCAAAGGAACUGUCUCAGUCAGACAAAGACAUGAUCCUGAAGUUGUCAAAGCUGGCUUUCCAACAGCUUCAGAAGGGCAACCUGAUCUUCUAUGAGGAGGACCUGAGAGAGUGUGGCAUUGAUGUCUCAGAGGCAUCAGAGUACUCAGCACUGUGUACAGAGAUCUUUAAAGAAGAAUCUGGGCUUUACCAAGAGAAUCUGGGCUUUACCAAGGUUGCUGCCGGUAGUGAAAACCUGUAAGAGAGCAAUACUGUCUAGUUGUGGAAUCACUGUGGAAGACUGUGCUUCUCUGGUCUCAGCUCUGAAGUCAAACCCCUCACA